AUGGCGAACGACGACAACGCCAAUGGCGGCGUCAACGAAACCUCUCCCUUGCUAGAACGGACCACCACCAACUCCAACAAACCCACCACCGCCACACCCUCUCUCCCCUCUCGCCUCCACGCCCACUUCACAACAAACGUAAGCACCCAAUGGGGCGACCUGGCCCUCCUCUUCUGCUACAUCAUCACCGGCGUCCUCGACAGCAGCGCCACCAUCGCCUGGGGCAGCUUCGUCUCCAUGCAAACCGGCAACACAAUCUACCUAGGCACAGGACUCGUCGCGCCCUCUGAAGGAACCCGCUGGCUACGGGCACUCAUCGCGAUUGGAUUCUUUUGUUUGGGGAGUUUUGCGUUCGCGAGGUAUCAUCGCCUCUUUGGUGGGCGGCGGAGGUGGGUGAUCGUCUCAUCGUACACGCUGCAGUUGCUCAUGGUGGUGGGCGCGGCGUUGAUGAUCACCCUUGGACCGCCGGCGGAUCCGAAGGGAGAGGUGGAUGUCUGGGUCGCGGUGCCGCUGGGACUUGUGGCGUUUCAAUCGGGCGGACAGGCGGUGAUUUCGAGGGUGUUGAAGUAUGGCGCAUUGACGAGCGUGGUGUUGACGUCGAUCUAUUGCGAUUUGUUCUCGGAUCAGGAGUUGUUUGCGGGGCUUAGAGAGCAUGCAGAGAGGAAUCGGAGGUUGGCGGCGCCGGUUCUAGUACUGCUUGGGGCGGUGAUUGGGGGCAUUUGGGCGCAUACGAGUGUUGGGUUGAUGGGGGCUAUGUGGACGGCUGCUGGACUGAAGUUGGUUGUCAUUGUGGCGUGGUGUUUGUGGAAGGCGGACAAAGAUGAUGCAUCGACAGUGUAG
Zasmidium cellare ATCC 36951 is the source of this 840-nucleotide messenger RNA. RefSeq lists its product as uncharacterized. The transcript has a single exon. The coding region runs from base 1 to 840 and encodes 279 amino acids. Lineage: Eukaryota; Fungi; Ascomycota; Dothideomycetes; Mycosphaerellales; Mycosphaerellaceae. The record is from RefSeq and is a predicted model, not a curated record.